Molecule: messenger RNA, 5496 nt
Organism: Cygnus olor (mute swan)
Lineage: Eukaryota; Metazoa; Chordata; Aves; Anseriformes; Anatidae
Gene: MAP1S
Product: microtubule associated protein 1S
Exons: 7
Coding region: 31-4062 (1343 amino acids)
Biological process (GO): microtubule cytoskeleton organization; regulation of microtubule depolymerization; dendrite development
Cellular component (GO): microtubule associated complex; dendrite; synapse
Molecular function (GO): microtubule binding; actin binding
Source: RefSeq, a predicted model, not a curated record
CGGCGGCGGCGGCUGCGGGGGGCGCCCAAGAUGGCGGCGGCGGCGGCUCCGGGCCCCGCGGCGGGGCCGCGCCGCUUCUCGCUGCUGGCGAUCGUGGGCGGCGGCUGCCACCGGCCCGGGCUGCUGGCGGCCGCGCUGCAGCAGCUGGAGCGAGGGAUCCGCUCCUGGGACAUCGACCUCACCUCCUGCAACCUGGACGAGCAGCUGAAGCUCUUCGUCUCCCGCCACUCCGCCACCUUCUCCAGCAUCGUCAAAGGUCAGCGGACCCUCCACCACCGUGGCGAUGUGCUGGAGACCCUGGUGCUGCUCAACCCCUCCGACAAGUCCCUGUGCGACGAGCUGCGAAACCUCAUCACGGACGUGUCGCAGCACAAGCUGCUGGUGUUCGCGGGGCCCUGCGUGGAGGAGACGGGCGAGCUGAUGCUGCAGACGGGCUGCUUCUCCCUGCGGGACUUCAUCCAGAUCUUCACCGACAAGGAGGUCGGGGAGAUCCUGAGCUCCGCGGACCCCUCGGCCAAGGCCAGGCUGACCAUCAGCUGCCCCGACUUCGGGGAGUGGAAGGACUCGGGCUUGGACCACCACAACCUCCAGGACUUCAUCGAGCUGCGCUACAACCCGGGCUGCAUCCUGCCCGAGAUGGAGGGGCUGGAGGAGUUCAUGGAGUACCUCUCGGAGUCGCUGGAGCCCCAGUCCCCCUUCGACCUCCUCGAGCCCCCCACCAUGGUCGGCUUCCUCAAGCUCUCCAAGCCCUGCUGCUAUAUCUUCCCGGGCGGGAGAGGGGACUCGGCUUUCUUCGCCGUCAACGGUUUCAACGUGUUGGUCAACGGGGGCUCCAACCCCAAGUCGUCCUUCUGGAAGCUGGUCCGGCACCUGGACCGCAUCGACUCCAUCCUGGUGACGCACGCGGGCACGGACAGCCUGCCCGGCGUCAACAGCCUGCUGCAGAGGAAGCUGGCCGAGCUGGAGGAGGACCCGUCCUCGCAGGGCUCGCAGGGCAACGGGGACUGGGCCAAGAACCUCAUCUCCCCGGAGCUGGGCGUCGUCUUCCUCAACGCCUCCGAGAAGCUGAAGGCCAUCGAGGGCAACUCGCGGGUGCUGAAGAGCUGCGACGAGGCCGCCCUGACCCUGCACUACCUGGAGAAGUUGGGCAUCCGCCCCAACCCGCUGGCCCGCGACGGCAGCCCCCGCGUGGAGCCCACCGUCCUCUUCCAGAAGAUGGGAGUGGGCCGGCUGGACAUGUACGUCCUCAACCCCGUGAAGGGCACCAAGGAGCUGGAGUUCCUCCUGCAGCAGUGGUCGGGCGACGGCUACCCCAAGGAGCAGGAGCUGCCCCUGCAGUGCCUCACCUCCGUCUGCGCCCUGCUCGUCUGGCACCCCGUCAGCCCCUCCGAGAAGAUCAUCCGCGUCCUCUUCCCCGGCUGCACGCCCCAGGCCCGCAUCCUGGAGGGGCUGGAGAAGGUGAAGCACCUGGAGUUCCUCAAGCACCCCGUGGUCACCAAGAACGACCUGAAGGGGCCCUCGGCGCCCCAGCCCGAGAAGCAGCUCAAGCAGAGGAGGACGGAGAGCAAGGAGAGCCUCAAGUCGUCCUCCAAGCUCAGCCUGGUGGACGCCGGGGCGCCCGUGCCGAAGGAGAAGGCCCCGAAGGCGGAGAAGAAGGAGGUGAAGGCGGGGACCAAGGAGAAGCCGAAACCUCCGGGGGAGAUGACGAGAGUGGGGUUGGAAGAGGAGAAGGCCAAGGAUGCUCGAGCCAAGCUGGACUCUUCGACGGAGAAGCUGAAAGCGGACGCCAAGCCCAAGCUGAGCAAGGAGAAAGCGGCGCCCAAGAAGGAGCCCGUGCCGCGGAAGGAGGAGAAGAAGCUGCUGAAGAAGGAGGAUGGGGGGGGCGAGGCAAAGGGGGAGGCCAAGAAGGAGGUGAAGGCGGUGAAGAAGGAGGUGAAGGCUGACACGCUGCGGAAGGACGUGAAGGAGAACAAGGCAGAGCCCAAGGCUGCCGCGAAGCUCCCGGCCCGCAAAGCGCCGGUGCCGGAGGCCCGCAAACCCCCGGCCAAGGCCGGCAGCCUCAAGAAGUCCACGCUCAAGAAGGAGCCGGAGAAGCCCAAGGCCAAAGCCGCCAAGGAGCCGGGCGCCAAGAAGGAGCCGGGGGCGUCGGAGGGCUCCAAGUCCUCCUCGCCCGAGGACAUGCAGCCGGCGGGCGCCUUGCCGGGGGCCGAGGGGAGGAGGAGGAAGGAGGAAUCGCCGGACGAAGGCAUCACCACGGCCGAGAGCGAGCUGGAGCCCUCGCCGCUGGAGAACGGGGGUGCCGGCAGGGGGCCGGAUUUGGGCUGCCUGGAGAACGGCGUGGAGGACCCCGAGAGCCCCCAACGCUUCCGCUACCCCGAGGGCAGCCCCUUCAGGGCCGUCGGCCCCCCCUCGCCCCUGGCCAAGACCCCCAAGAGCGAGCGCAGCGUCAUCUUCGACCUGACGCCCACCGGGCUGCUCAACCACGGCCCCGAGGGCGCCGAGGAUCCCUGCGGCAGCUCCGAGGAGAAGACCCUGGAGAUGAUGUCCCCGGCCAGCUCGGGGCCGGCCAGCGCCGGGCACACUCCCUUCCACCAGUCGCCGGUGGAGGAAGCCGGGGAGGAUCCGGGCGCCGGCGCCACCAAGCAGCCCAACACCCCCUGGCCGCCGGGCGCGGGCCGAGCCUCGCACGACAGCUCGGGCUCCUCGCAGGAGAAGCAGGCGGGCUGCCUGUCCCUCAGCCCCUUCAAGGACGACGUCCCCAACGUGUCGCCCACCAUCACCACCCCGUCGCUGCCGGCCGAGGUGGGCUCCCCGCACUCCACCGAGGUGGACGAGUCGCUCUCGGUCUCCUUCGAGCAGGUUCUGCCCCCCGUCAGCGAGUCCCCCCAGGAGGAGGGCGCCCGGCCCCGCGGGGCCGGCGGCACGCCGGAGCCCGAGCCCGCGGCCACCAAGGGGGGGAUGUCCCUGCCCCUGCGGCCCUGCCACCACCAGCACCACCCGCCGCGGCACGGCCGCCGCUCCGACUCGCCCCACGACGUCGACCUGUGCCUGGUGUCGCCCUGCGAGUUCGAGCAUCCCAAAUCGGGGCGCUCGCCCGCCGCCAGCCCCCGGGACUUGUCGGACAGCGACCCCUCGCAGGAGCUGGCGCAGCCCCCGGCGCGCCGCCGCGGCCGGGCCCCCCCUCCAGCGGGCGAGACGCCCCCCACCUCCGUCAGCGAGUCGCUGCCCACCCUCUCCGAUUCCGACGUCCCGCCGGCCACCGAGGACUGCCCCUCCAUCCUGGCCGACGGGCUGGAGUCGGACGAGGACUCGGAGCAGCCCCCCCGCGGCCCCCCCAGGCCCCGCGACCCUCUGCCGGCCCCCAUGAAGGACCCCUGCCCCAUCCCCGCCCAGCCCGGCAUCUGCAUGGUGGACCCCGAGGCGCUGCCCAAGAAGGAGCCCCCCGGCAAGGCCAAGCGCACCCCGUCCCGCGUGGGCUCGGCGCCCGCCGGCCCCAAAACCGAGACCCCCAAGCCCACCGGCCCGGCCACCAAGGGCAGGGCUCCCCCCCCCGCCAGCUCGGGCCGCGACGCCGGGGACAAGGCCAGGCUGCCCCCCGGGGACAAGAAGGGCCCCCCCGGUGGCACCGCGACGGCACGCGGCGCUGGAGCCAAGCCGCUGGCAGGAGCCGGCCGGGCGUCCCCGGCAGGCUCACGUGCUGCGGCCCCCCCCGGCCCCCCCGUCUACGUGGACCUGGCGUACCUGCCGGGCUCGUGGAGCGCCCGCACGGUGGACGAGGAGUUUUUCCGGCGCGUGCGCUCCCUCUGCUACGUGGUGAGCGGCGACGACCACCUGAAGGAGGGCGUCCUGCGGCCCAUCCUGGACGCCCUGCUGGCCGGCAAGCACCAGUGGGGCACCGACACCCAGGUGACGCUGAUCCCCACCUUCGACUCGCUGGUGAUGCACGAGUGGUACCAGGAGACCCACGACCGGCAGCAGGAGCUGGGCAUCACGGUGCUGGGCAGCAACAGCACCGUGGCCAUGCAGGAUGAGACCUUCCCCGCCUGCAAGGUGGAGUUCUGAGCACGGAGGCGGCGGCGUGGGCUUCAUCCCCACCCUCCUCCUCCUCCUCCUCCUCCUCCUCCUCCUCUGUACUGUCCCCCCCCCCUCACCUCCCACCCAGCGGCCCCCAGCCGCUGUGGUUUGGAGGGAAGGGGGGGGAGGAAGCUGCAGGAGGGGGGGGGGAGUUGUGCCCCCCCCCCCCCAGCCUGGCAGGGGUCGCGGGGGGCCCCGCAGCACCCCCCCGUGCCGCACCGUCACGCCGCCUGGCUCGCGCACUCCUCACUCUGCACCCACCACGGCCCUGGGGGGCGAGGGACCAGCUUGGGGGGGGGGGUUGACACUGCCAGCAGGGGGGGGGGGUGACACUGCCAGCCAUGGGGGGGGCGAUGCUGCCCCCCCCCCCCCGGGGCAGGAUCCAGCCCCUCCUGCGGCCGUGCCCGGCCAAUUCCUGGCGGGCACCGCGAUUGAACAGGGUAAAUUUUUUUGUUGUUUGCUGUCCCCAACCCCUAUCUGGAGAAGCCACUACUGCCCCCCCCCCCCGGGUACCCUGCCCUCGGGGGGGGGGGGGGGAGCUGAACCCCUCCCUGGGGGCACCACGGCCCCCCCACGGCUAUGGGGCUGUGCCGAGGCUGUGGGGCGGCUGCUCCUAUGGCACUACAGCGCCCGGCACCGUCCCCCACGCACGCACGGCCCCCCCAAAAAAAAAUUCGGCGAAGAGCAAAGCGUUUUCCCGCCCCCCCCCCCCCCCCCCCCAUCAUCACCUCGUGUCCCCCCCCCCCCGGGGGCUUUGUGCUGAGACCUGGCAGCUCGCUGCACCGGGGGCUCGAAGCCCUCCUGGAAGGCUUUGAAGGAACCAAACGUCACGUGCAAUUUUUAAGGGGUUUUGGGUGUGUUUUUUUUUUUUUGGGGGGGGGGGGGGACUAAGAGAAAGGAGGGGGGGGUCUGGGUCUGUCCUCCCCCCCUCCCAAGGCCCGCGGGGGCAGGCACCGCCUGCUAACAGCACGCGGGGCAAACACUAAGGGGUUGUAGGAGGCUCCUCGAUGGCUCUUUUUGUAACGAGUUUUUAAGAAAAAAAAAAAAAAAAAAAAGAGAAAAAUAACGUGAGAAAGGAAAAAAAAGAAUAAAGGAGAGAAAAAAAAAAAAGAAAACCAAAAAAAAAAAAAAAAAAACCAAAAACAAAAACCCAAAAAACCUCCCCCAGCCCCCCCCCCCCCCCCCCAGUUCCCACGGGAGGUGAUUUAUCCGAGGUUGCCCCCCCCCCGGCCCCCCCCCCCGGGGCCUUUUCCUUGGGAUCGUGUCUGUGUGUGGGGUGGGGGGGCCCCUUCGGUGCUUUAUGGGUUUGUCUUAGCUGGGGCUGGUUUUGGGGCUGGGGGGGGGGGGGGGGUUCCCGCGCCCCCCCGGCCCGUUUUCGGUGGAUUUGUUGGAAGCGAGCAUUAAAGAGAGGCUGCGCCCGGC